AUGGCAGCUCCUGUAGUAGCAUCGGCCAACGCUCAUGACCCAUGGCUCAUUGCCAAGAACCGCUUCAUCGAUCAACUUGAUCCUGCUGAGAGGGCACUGUUCAAUGAGGCUACACCAGAAAAUCUUUACUACAAAUCUAGCAAUAUUCAGAAAGCCGAUCAGAGAAAUAGCAAAACUCGAGCGAUUUUGAAGUCUCUCGAGCCUUUGACGAAAUCCAUCCAAGAUUAUGGUGCGGCGAUGGAUACUGUCACCAAUAUUGCCCCAUUAUACCUUGCUCCAAUAUGGGGAAGUAUUCGUGUUAUACUUGUCCUGGCUAGCAGCCACGGAAAGUUCUAUGAUCGAAUAAUAGACACUUUUGCUCGCGUGGGAGAUAUACUUCCACGAUUGCGCGAAUAUCAAGCAAUUUUUGACCAGGAAAAACACCCGAAGUUUACGCAAACUCUGUCAGCAGCGUAUCUCGACAUAAUUGUGCUUUGUUCAAAUUUCAAGAAUAUAUUGACCGGGCAAAAAUCCUCCUUCAUCAAGCGUUUAAGGUCUCCCUUGUCUACAUCUCUUGGAGCGCAACUUGAUAAUGCUGUGCAAACAUUUAGAGAGCACCGUAAAGCGGUUGAGAGUGAAGCUAAGAUGUGCCAUUACAUCGAAGCGAAGGAGUCUAGAGAACUUGAAUUGAGAGAAAGAAUGCGGAGCAAAGAACAAGAACGAAGAGACAGACUACGAAGGAUCAUCUCCCAGAUGGCCACCGUUGAUUGCAGAAACAAGCAUCGUCGACUGCAGAAGGUACGGUAUCAUGGAACCGGGAGCUGGCUAGCCGGUAUGGCCGACUUCAGUAAUUGGAAAACCCAGCAAAAGUCUUCUGUCAUGUCAUGUUAUGGCAUUCCUGGAUCCGGCAAAUCGGUCUUAGUUUCGAGCCUUAUAGACGGUUCCAAAAUGGUAUUUCCUGCCGAUACUGCCAUUUCCUAUUAUUAUUGCGACUAUGCCGAUAAGAGAACACUUUCGCCGAGUGGUAUUUUUAGUUUCAUCUCUCAGAAGUUAUUUCGUGACAUGAAUGAAAUCCCCGAAGCUUUGAUAGCUAUCAUUGAGGCUGAAUAUACAGAUGAAGCCACGUCACUUAGCCUUGAUCAAACAGUCGCUUUGCUGAUAAAGGCGAUAGAUGAGCUUUCAAGUGUGGCUAUUUUUAUUGAUGGUCUAGACGAAUUGCCUGAGUCCGAUCGGAAGCUUACUUUCUCAAUCUUGAAAAAGAUCCUCAAUGAGGCAACAUCGCCAGUCAAAUUAUUUAUCUCCAGUCGCGAGGAUGUUACUUAUCUUUUCCAAUCUUUAUCCGGACUCACCACUUUCAAAGUGCACCUUCAAACUAAUUCUAUCUCUCCAGAUAUCGAGGCAUAUAUCAGACAUGCUAUCGAUGAACUAAUCACGUCUGGCGACUUAGUGCUGGGUGACUUGGCUCUAAAAAAAGAUAUUUUCAAUGUUCUCAGAGAUGGUGCGAAAGGAAUGUUUCUUUGGGCUCAGUUCCAGCUUGAGGAACUCUGUCGCAUGGAAACAGAUGCAACAAUAGUAAAAGCUCUACAGAAUCUUCCUCGAAAUCUUGAAGAAACUUAUGACCGACUUCUUGGACGGAUCAUCGAGAUCGAAAGGCGUGAAUUUGUGAAAAGGAUGUUUGACUGGAUUAUUUGUUCAUGCAGACCAUUGCACAUGGAUGAGCUCCGGGAGGCCAUAGCUUUCACUGUUGGCGAUAAAUCAUGGGAUGCUACGAAAAUACCCAAUGACCUUCGAAGAUUAAUUAGAGCUUGCGGAAAUCUUAUUGUGAUUGAUGAAGACACCCUAGAGGUGCAUCUUGCGCACUAUACAGUUGAACAGUAUAUACUACAUUCGCAAAAUUCCGAGUUGGCAUACUUUCACACCACAAGGGAAGCGUCAAACAGAGCACUGGGUGUAACAUGUGUGACUUAUUUAUCUUUCACUGAUCUCGAAGCACAAGUCACAGUAUACCACAAUACUAUCAGUCCAAAUAUGACGCUAUUACAGGACGCCGUUACCACCCAGUCUUUGAUACCGAGGGCUUCGCAGUCAUCAAACCUUCCGGUCAAAGUCGCCAAAGCCGCUUUAAAUUUUCGAAAAUUCAGUGAGAACAAUAAAAGUAAUAUCAAUUAUUCUCACUAUAUUCAAAAUCGAAAGCAUGGAAUGACCGACCAGCAGCUCGUCGACAAGUAUCGGCUGAUCGCUUACCUGAAAGAAAAUUGGCUUUCACACACUAAGGAUUUCACAGAAGAGAUUGGGAGCGAGAUAAGAGAAUUGUUCAAAAGCCUCCUCUUUAAUAAACAACUCACCUUCUCCGUCAAACCCUGGGAUAAGUUUUCUUCCGGUGAUUGUGCCAAGAUUGCACAGUUGUGCUGGGCGUUGGCCGAAAAACACCUGCCAUUACUGAACGAAGUCUUAGCAAAUGAUCAGAGAACUUCUGAUUACAUUAGUGAGGCAUGUCUGCUGUUCUGGAACUCCAUAGAAUAUCACGAAAUGGAUGAACGGCGAAGAGUAAUUGACUUAUCAAACCAAAGUCUCGAGAUAUUGGAAAAUCGUUCUCUCGAAGGAGUAUCGUCGAAAACGGACUGUCUUUUCUGGCUCUAUAGCCAGAUGAUAAUUGCGUGUCAACAAGGAAACAGCGAAAUCUUGCGACUAUGCGUUAAGUUUAUUGAUGAAACGAGCUUGCUGGCUUUCCCAGGUCUUGGUACCCAGUGUAAACAAUCGCUGACACUGAAGUCUCUUGUGUUCGCACAUCUUAGUCUCGAAGCAUCUAUUCAUGGCCAUUUGUAUCUCGUGCAGAAGUUGCAGACAGAUUUUCGCUCGCGAUUAUGGGCGGCUUAUGAAUUUGAAGGAUCAUAUUUCAACCCAUUGGAACGAGCAAUAAUGCUUCCAUACGAUGAAAUAACCGAUUACCUCAUAAUCAGAGACUGUCCAGUGUCAAACGGAGCCAAGCUUAAUGCUUUAGAGACCCACAACAUAAAAGCUAUUGUCGAGUCUGGUGACUCUACAACACUGGAACGUCUUGUAAAAUUUCUAAGAAAGCAUGAAUACGAUGUUGAUAUCUGCAAUAGCAGACCCUCAUAUUUUGGGACAUAUGAUGAGGAAUAUAGGUACGAAAUCUGGAGAUACAAACUAGAUGCGAUUAAAACCGCAGCUUCUCUCGGUCUCUGUGAUUCCCUUCAUAUAAUACUCAGUUGGGAACCGUUAAACUCCGAAACUGAUUUCUUUGCUGAAAGGCACGGGGCCUUUCUGACGGCCAUAGCUUGUUCACGCCUGAAAAUCAUAAAGUAUUUACUUUUGGUUGAUCACUAUAAAGAUCAGCGAUACUGGCUCCAGCCCGCAGCUCCUGAAAUGUACGGUUUGACGCAAGACUUCCAGCAUAUGUCUCUCGUGGAGUACGCUGUUGAAAACCGAGAGAUCUCCGAAAAAUUCAAAGUCUCUGUGCUAAACGCAGUUAGUUUUGCUGAGGAUUCCGGUUCAGUUUCACGCAUAACUAGCUCGGAAAAAUCUGAUUGGUCUUUGAUACAUGCAAUCACUGAAGGGAAGACCGAGGCGGUCAUCCGCCUCGGCGGCCGUAAGAAUUUUGACAGCAGAUACUCGGCUCGAAACCUGCCAAAGAUACCUCUUGUAAUUGAUGACUAUCUUUGGCCAGGUUGCCAGAGCGAUCCAUGGCACAAGGAAGCCACUCCAUUGGUAUGGGCUGUUAUCUAUAAUCGCCCCCAAGUGGUCGAAGUCCUCUUAUCGCAAGGAAUCUCAUACAAGGGUCUUAACACACUUGAAGUUGCCGCAACAUGCGCUGUUAUAAUGGAUUCUGUAGAAAUAUUCUCGCUACUAGAGGAAGUUCGAAUCUCUGAUUACGACCUGACAAUAGUUGCAUGGGGAUGCAGAUCAAAUUUCUUCGCAAAAGGCGAUCUAAUCGAUCGAGCUUUAGCACGGGGCAAGCAUCAUCAGCAAAAAUAUCAUCCCAAAGUUGCGCGCUAUAUAGAUUCUUGGGUUCUUUGGCAUUGGAGAGGCAAAAGCCCGGAUUCCACGGAAAUAUUACGGGAAAAUCUCAAGAGAGCAACACCCGAAGAGAGAAACGAAGUUUCAAUCGAAAACCGUUUUGAGUUGCCUGCAUCCAAUGAAGUAAUGAGCAUAAUUCCCAGCAAAAGAAUACAUUACCUUUCAGAACCCGGUUCCAGUCGGAUGAGAAAUUUUUCUUUUUAUCUGGAGGACCCAUAUGCAUUUUCACGGGAUGUAGUACGGCAAUCUAGCUUCCAAGAUGAACCAGGCUACACCAAAACGUCCGAUGGCGUUUCCAUCAUGUCUGAAUAUUCCCACAUUUAG
Molecule: messenger RNA, 4341 nt
Organism: Botrytis fragariae
Lineage: Eukaryota; Fungi; Ascomycota; Leotiomycetes; Helotiales; Sclerotiniaceae
Product: putative nacht domain protein
Exons: 6
Coding region: 1-4341 (1446 amino acids)
Source: RefSeq, a predicted model, not a curated record